Messenger RNA from Trichomonas vaginalis G3, 477 nucleotides. RefSeq names its product regulation of choline O-acetyltransferase protein. Bases 1 to 477 code for a protein of 158 amino acids. The record is from RefSeq and is a predicted model, not a curated record. Gene Ontology annotation, cellular component: membrane; cytoplasm. Gene Ontology annotation, biological process: cell adhesion; proteolysis. The transcript has a single exon. Lineage: Eukaryota; Parabasalia; Trichomonadida; Trichomonadidae. Gene Ontology annotation, molecular function: metalloendopeptidase activity.
AUGAUUUCAGGUGAUAAUACAGAUGUUCAGAUAGAUGUUUUUGUCAGACCAUUUGGAUGUGAAACUAAGCAAGCUCUUACAGCAAUUGUUCAGAUUGAUGAAGCAACUUCAAGGCCUAUCCAAUCUGUAAUGUUUAUCAAUUCAAAAAAGAUCCCUAAAACAGCCCAAUCAGCAACUACAGAUGAUUCCAGAGUCUUUUGGUCUCUUGUACAUGAAACAUUGCAUGCAAUCGGAAUUUCUUCAAUAUUAUUUCCAAAAUUCCAUCCAACAACAAGCAAUGAUCCAUAUUCUAAUAGCAAUACUUUUCGUUCAGGAAAAAGGAAUUUCCUAAUUACACCUAACGCACAUACUUUUGCAAUAAACCAUUACGAUAGAAACACUCUUUCAAUUAAUGGAGAAAGUUUUGCUUCAGGUAUUGAGUUAGAUACAUUUCCUGAAUCAACAAGUUCUCAUCCCAACAUUCGACGCUAUUUAUAA